Messenger RNA from Exophiala aquamarina CBS 119918, 873 nucleotides. RefSeq lists its product as uncharacterized. The record is from RefSeq and is a predicted model, not a curated record. The transcript has 2 exons. Lineage: Eukaryota; Fungi; Ascomycota; Eurotiomycetes; Chaetothyriales; Herpotrichiellaceae. The coding region runs from base 1 to 873 and encodes 290 amino acids.
AUGGUUGGCAACAUGACACCCAAAUCGCUUCUUUUCUUUCUCGUACUAAACUUGGCCCUUCUCGUCUUCGGCCAAGGCACUCAAUUCAUCACCGGAGCAUGCACGAGUGACGCUGAUUGUGCUUCUGGCUGCUGUGGCUUCAAUUCAGGCAAAUGCGCCGGCCCUGUUGUCGCUCAGGAGCGGGACGGAGGCUGUGGCUUUGGCGACGGGACCCCCAAUGAUCGAGCUGCUCAAGCUUUCCGUAACGGCCAGGCCACCACUCCCGCAACCACUGCUCCACCCGCCAACGGGAAUACCAACACCGGAAACACAGGCAAUACGGGGAACACUGGAAGUACUGGCACAGGCACUCAAUUCAUCACCGGAGCUUGCACCAGUGAUGCGGACUGUGCAUCGGGCUGCUGUGGUUUCAAUAGUGGCAAGUGUGCUGGUCCUGUUGUUGCCCAAGAACGUGAUGGAGGUUGCGGAUUUGGUGAUGGAACACCCAAUGAUAGAGCUGCCCAAGCCUUCCGUAACGGCCAAGCAACUACACCUGCUACAGCUGCUCCACCGGCGAGCAAUGGAGGGAAUACCGGCAACACCGGUAGCACUGGCAGCACUGGCAACACCAGUGGAUCAAACAAUAUCGAUCAGAGUGCCCCGGGCGCUCAGAACGUUGGCCUAGGCAAUGCAUCACAGUUCAUUACAGGCCAGUGUCUCAGCGACGCUGACUGCGCCUCGGGCUGUUGUGGGUUUAACAGCGGAAAGUGCGCCGGUGCAGUUAUUGCGCAAACUCGUGAUGGUGGUUGCGGAUUUGGUAACUCAACACCUAAUGACAACGCCGCCCAAGCUCUUAGAGGAGCAAAGAAGCGAGACGUCGAGUUCACAGCAUAA